AUGAAGUACUCCAUCAUUGCCUUCUUCGCCGGCCUUGCCGCUGCCUACCACGCCCCCGUUGGCGAGCCUUCUGGCAAUGCCAUCACCGCCCCUCUCAUCCAGUCCAUCCCGGCUGGCAAGCCCUUCACCAUCACGUGGACUGCCGACUCCCCCAACAAGGUCUCCCUGAUCUUGCUCAAGGGCCCCUCCACCAACGCUGUCUUCAACCAGGUCAUUGUUGAGAGCAUCGACAACUCCGGCAGCUACACCUGGACUCCUCCCACCUCCCUCGAGGGCACUGACGGCCCUGGUGGCUACGGAAUCCAGCUCAUCGAUGAUGUCGAUGGUCACUACCAGUACUCCACCCAGUUCGGUAUCUCCAACGAGGCUCCCGUCGUCUCCUCCAGCGUUGUUUCGUCCAGUGCCUACGAGAGCUCUUCCGCUGCUCCUAUGCCUACCGCUUCCAUGACUGCUUCCGGCUACGCUGUCCCCUCCAGCGCUGUCGAGACCCCCAGCAGCACCCCUGUUGAGGCCUCCUCCUCGUGCACCACCACCACCACUGUCUACGCACCUGCUCCCCCGGUCGGCACCGGCGCUUCCAGCGGUGCUCCUCCCGCCAGCGUCAUCUACCCCACUGGUGGUCUCACCGUCCCCGCGUCGCUCAAGACCUCUGCCACUGGCGGCUACAUGGUCCCCACUUCUACUCCCGCUGUAGAGUUCCCCGGUGCUGCCUCUGGCCUCAAGGCUGGUCUUGGCCUUGCCGGUGCCGUCGCUGCCCUCGUCGCCAUGUUGUAA
Didymosphaeria variabile is the source of this 774-nucleotide messenger RNA. RefSeq lists its product as uncharacterized. The transcript has 2 exons. Bases 1 to 774 code for a protein of 257 amino acids. Lineage: Eukaryota; Fungi; Ascomycota; Dothideomycetes; Pleosporales; Didymosphaeriaceae. The record is from RefSeq and is a predicted model, not a curated record.